AUGGCGACAGCGUUGUCGGCGCCCGUCUCCACGGCAACGGUGCGAGUUUCCAAUAUCCCGCCCUCCGCCGUCGCUAAGGAGCUCCUAGCAUUCUUCAAUUCUGCCGUCGCCGCCGCCGGCGAAGCGUACGCCUGCGAGAUCGCCGCUGCCCGACGCGGCUGGCUAAGCCGAGGCAAUGGCAGCGUUCAGUUCGAUUCCACCGCCACCGCAACCCUCGCCGCCGAACUCGCCUCCUCCGGGCGCCUACCCCGCUUCCUCGGCUCCCUCCUCUCCGUCUCCCCUGCCCCCUCGGACCUUCUUCCCCGCGCGCCGGACCUUUCUCUCCGCGUGGCCGACGCCCGCCUCCUUGUAGGCAACCGCGUCGCCGAGCGCGAAUUCGAGGUGGCCGACUCUUGGGACAGCGUGUGCGUGGAGGUCAUCCCGGGGAAGCGGCGCAUAGACCUCUACCUGAAUCACGAUACACAGAUGUACAAGCUCGAGGUGUUCUUCGAGGACAUCAGGAACUGCUACCAGUGCAGCUUCGAUGGGGCCGGCGCCAUCUUGCUUCAGGUGAGCUGGUCACCGAGUUGCUGUGAUGUUUCUGUUUUUCCUUUGUACAUUAUAUAUUAG
Triticum turgidum subsp. durum (durum wheat) is the source of this 609-nucleotide messenger RNA. The record is from the annotation of a GenBank genome assembly. NCBI's taxonomy places the organism in Eukaryota, Viridiplantae, Streptophyta, Magnoliopsida, Poales, Poaceae.